Messenger RNA from Sphaeramia orbicularis (orbiculate cardinalfish), 2218 nucleotides. Its product is annotated as protein lifeguard 2-like. Lineage: Eukaryota; Metazoa; Chordata; Actinopteri; Kurtiformes; Apogonidae. Gene Ontology annotation, cellular component: membrane; endoplasmic reticulum; Golgi apparatus. The record is from RefSeq and is a predicted model, not a curated record. Gene Ontology annotation, biological process: negative regulation of apoptotic signaling pathway.
UCCUGGCUUUUCUGUGCACUGCCUCACCUGGAUGCUGCUAGAACAAUCCUUUGUUGGUGAAGGGAGGGGGGGGGUAGUAUUGGAACGAAUCGUGUACUGUGAUGUUUUUGGAUUACAUCACUGUAGUCGUCAGAGGGUGUUCAGUCUGAUCAGGCAAGAAAAGCAGCAUCAACCCGGGGUCCUUCCUCACCGCUGGUAGACAUUUGCAAGACUUUGCAGAAACUCCGAGAAGAAACACAUCCACAUCCACGCCACAGUAUCGAAGACUCUGAACGCACCAACUGCAGGACGACUAUCAGCAACAUGACACAGGGCAAGCUCUCACUUGCGAAUAAGACCAACAAUGACCCCACCUGUGGACAAGUUUUGGUGUACGCCAUCCUGAUGAUCCCUUUGGUCACUCUUGCUAUUGUUGCUCUUUUCACAUUCUGUGAUCCGGUGAAGGACUACAUUCAAACCAAUCCAGGGUGGUACUGGGCCUCUUACGCUGUGUUCUUUGUAACAUACUUGACUCUAUCUUGCUGCUCAGCACCCAGGAGACAGUUUCCAUGGAAUCUGAUCCUGUUGGCCAUCUUUACCCUCUUCUCCUACAUGACAGGGAUGUUGUCCAGCUUCUAUAACACCAAGUCAGUGGUGAUGUGUCUCGGCAUCACAGCAGCAGUCUGUCUCCUCGUCACAGUCUUCAGCUUCCAAACUAAGAUUGACGUGACAUCCUACCAAGGCGUGCUCUUCGUCUUCUGCAUGGUCAUGUUCAUCUCUGGAUUAGUGCUGGCAAUCGUCCUUCCCUUCCAAUAUGUACCUUGGUUGGAUGCCACCUAUUGCACCUUGGGAGCCAUACUUUUUACCAUGUUUUUGGUGUUUGACACCCAGCUGCAUGGGAACAAGCGUUACACCAUGAGUCCAGAGGAGUAUGUCUUCGCCACUCUCAACAUCUACCUGGACGUUAUCUACAUCUUCUCAUUCUUCCUCAGAUUUUUUGGUACAAAAGAGAUGAAGUACCACAUGAUGUUUCUGUUUAACAAAUAAAGAAGCACCUGUAUGCACACUGAAUUCAGGUGAACACAAGUCUUUAACAUUUUGGUGAUUGUAGUGACUUUGAUUUCAAUAGCAAAUCUUUUUUUUUGCCUGAUAAUGUCUGAUCUCUUCUACAGAUAUACAUGUACAUAGAUGUAUGUCAGAACUUGAAUCAAAGAUGUCUCAUAAUCUUGCUCCUUACUCUAGCAUGUACGGACCUGUAACAAAUGAGGUUAUAUGAGCUUUAUGAGCCAGAAACAUUCAGUAUUUGUGAUUGUUGACCAUUUAACAUAACACACACUGUGUACAUCUGAAACUGUAAGGAUACUUAUAUCCAUGCCUGCAUAGGUAUCACAAACCCCGUCCCAGCAAUUAGAUGUCAGUGCUCCUUAAGAUGUGCAGCUAUCUGCCUGAUUCUAUCAAAGCCCUAACAAGGCAAUCACUUUCAUCACAUCCAAGGAUGUUGCUGUGGGUGUUGAUUCAGUGACUGAAAGCACAAAUGAAAUAUUAGCUGUAGAAACUUUCUUAGAUUUCCACUGUCAACAUCAUAUCCACAAUUAAUACUGCUCUAUGCAUUGGAAAGCAAAACAAACAAAUGUAGAUCAGCAAUACAGCAACAUGUAUUUGGCUUUCAGGACACAAAAAAGAUUAUUUUCAGAGUGGAUAUGUUUGCAUUUGUAAGUGUUUGUAUUCACAUUCAUUAACAUACUUAGGUUUCUGAUCCAUUUAGCUAUAAAGCAACUUUUCAUUGCGCUCAAUGUUUUGUGUUCUGGGUAUUAUACCAUUUCACCAAACGUGGUGUCUGUUUGGAAGAUAUCUGAAAUGUUGUGUGUGAUACGGUAAUGCAAUGUAUGAUUUAAACCAUUUUAGUUUACUUAAGUGGUGAUUAUGGUAUUUAAUAAUAACUGUACAGUGCCAUACUUGCAUGGAUUUCCUGUGACUUUUGAUAAAGCGUGCUGGGAGGGAUUUGAAAGCUAUACAAUGUUUCAUGACAUUUAAAGUUUAUUUUUCUAUGACAGAGUGAUACAUUUAACAAAGAGUGUAAUAUAAAGUGGUUACAUCUUAUGAAGUGGCCUUGUUUACUUUAUUAUAUUAAUUUGCCCUAUAUUUAUGCACUUUAUGGUUUUAAAAGCACCCUGCAUAAUACGAUAUUGGUGUUACUGUAACCUACUUAUUUAAUAAAGGAUGAAUUUGUAUGAGUGCA